AGUGGGUGUGUGAGUGAAUGGGACACCUUAAUUGAGUAUCGCUCUUUUCUGAAAAGCACGACCUUUUGGGCAAAUGGUCUAAAUUUUGUUUCAUGGGACCUGAAAAAAUUGCAUGAUAAAAACCACAUCCAUUAUAAAUUUCACUCGUGAAAAUAUUUUUCCACUGUCGGCAUCUCUGGUUGAGCAAAUACGGAGCUUGAGCGACUGUGCUGGUUAAAACUUCGUGAAAAUGACUGGAUUCUGGGUGUAUUCUUUCAUUGCACUGGCUGUGAUAUGGUCCACAGUUCACGCAAACACUUUGGAUUCUGAGAGCAGAGAUGAACUAUCACUGGCGGAGUUCCUGUCUAAUAGGAAAAAAAAUUCCAAAGAGGACAACUUGAUCGCUUCUCGCGACUUGAUCGCUGCAGCAAACCCGGAUGUCCUAACCUGCUAUGAGUGCGUGUUGUUUGGUACCCGGGGUAGCUGUCUCUACAAGCUAAAGGAGUGUGGUGCAGGGAUGCUUUGCGGGGCCUUCAUCUUCGAAACUGGGAACUUCUACGGCUGCAUGGAUCCAGGACUGUGCCGUCUGCUGCAGUCUGACACACGAGCCAGUGGUCGAUGUUGUAGCGAGUCCAACUGUAACAUGUAACCUACUAAUGUAUGGUGCAACGACACGUAUCCUUUAGCCAUCCACAGGAGCGUGCUGUCUUCUGCAGUCUUCCACACGAGUCAGAGGUCGACGUUGUAACGAGAACAGCUGCAUCACGCAGCCUAUUUAAAGCAUUGGGUACUGACAUUUAUUCUUUAGUCCAACACACUUCUCCCCCGACCUCUACACUACCAAACCCACUCUCUUUCCUACCAGAAAAUGAAACGUGAUUGAAAACUAAAAUCAGAAUAUGUGGAAUAGGCUGAAUACAUUUUUGUACCCUGUGU
This is a messenger RNA of Pomacea canaliculata, 915 nucleotides long. RefSeq lists its product as uncharacterized. The transcript is spliced from 4 exons. The record is from RefSeq and is a predicted model, not a curated record. Lineage: Eukaryota; Metazoa; Mollusca; Gastropoda; Architaenioglossa; Ampullariidae. Bases 230 to 628 code for a protein of 132 amino acids.